Megalobrama amblycephala (Wuchang bream) is the source of this 4956-nucleotide messenger RNA. Its product is annotated as dual specificity protein phosphatase 26. Gene Ontology annotation, cellular component: cytoplasm. Gene Ontology annotation, biological process: negative regulation of MAPK cascade; protein dephosphorylation. Gene Ontology annotation, molecular function: MAP kinase phosphatase activity; protein tyrosine/serine/threonine phosphatase activity. Lineage: Eukaryota; Metazoa; Chordata; Actinopteri; Cypriniformes; Xenocyprididae. The transcript is spliced from 4 exons. Bases 535 to 1128 code for a protein of 197 amino acids. The record is from RefSeq and is a predicted model, not a curated record.
UAUAUUUCUCAACAAUAAUUAAAACAUUAACCAUUAAGUAGUUAUAUGCAUUUCAAAAAAGUACAUGAUGGUAAUUUUUGCAAAAUUACUGCUAGAUUGCAACAUUGUCGUCUGAAUUUUCACAAAUUCCUUCAUCGAACAUUCAUGAAACAUCGGAAAUAUUCUUCAGAUAUGAUUCUGUUGUGUGCAACAUCUGCAGGACUGUGCAUGUGCAUCACCAGAGGGCGCGUGCACUGACUGAACACGAGGACUGCUCUACUGCUCCAUUACAAUGCCAAUAAUAUGGUCAUAUCUGCAAUUUCUGUACCAUUGAACUCAAGGAAACAGUAUAUAUUUGCAGUAAUCGGCACAUGGACGUUUCCAUCUGAAUGCAGCGCUGGUGUUGCGUGUUAAUGUAAUGCAUCUGUGUUCCUCGCGCAGAGGCUGCUUUUGAAAUACACGGGAAGACCAGGAAACCAAAGGAUUCCAUAAAGGAUUUGUGUGCAAUCCAAAACAUCAUCUCAUAAAUAUAAGCUUGACUGGAGGCCAGACCAGAUGGCUUUCAUGUCCAGACUGUCUCGGUCACGGAGUAAUUCCAGGUCUCCCAGCAGAAAGGACUCGGAGAAGGGCUGUCCUGUACUCACUGUUUCUGAACUUGAGCGUCUGCUGUACACGGGGAAAACCGCCUGUAAUCAUGCAGAUGAAGUGUGGCCAAGACUCUACAUAGGUGACCAAGAAAUUGCCUCAAACCGCAAAGAACUCAUCAAGCUGGGGAUCACACACAUCCUCAACUGUGCUCAGAGCAAAUGGAGAGGCGGCGCAGAGCAUUACGCUGGCAUGAACAUCACGUAUCACGGCAUUGAAGCCCACGAUUCGCCCUCCUUCGACAUGAGUGUGAACUUCUACCCAGCGUCCGAGUUCAUUCACAGAGCUCUUAGUACUGGAGGAACGGUUCUUGUGCAUUGUGCCGUCGGGGUGAGCCGAUCUGCUACGCUGGUUCUGGCCUACCUCAUGAUCCGGCAGAACAUGACUUUGGUGGAGGCCAUCAAGACCGUGAAGGACCACCGUGGCGUAACACCGAACCGCGGUUUCCUGCGUCAGCUCAACGGUCUGGACAGCGUUCUGCGUGCCAGCCGCAAUGCAACAUAAACUCACUGGUAGCAUUUGAACUUUCUGGCCCAGGCCUUGACCUAAUGCAUUUGUAUUUGCAGUAAAUAAGAGCAGAAUGUCUUUACAUACAGUGAGUUUAUUCCAGCUGUUCAGUACAAAUGCCUUAUUACAUCAGGAACUCUAGAAAAGUACAUAAUGCCUUAUUCACUGUUAACCGUUCACAUCUGUUCACAUGACCACCCACUGAAAUGUUGCUGUGUUAAUCGCCGUAGAGAAGUGACCCACGUGUUUUCGUUAAAGCAAGCAGGGAUGCUUAAGAAGCCUUUCGCACACAACGUGUUUUUGAGACGUAGGGCAGUGGAAUUAAAAAAAAGAACAAAAAAGGUGCAGAUAGUUGAACUUUUAAUGCUGCGUUUUUAGAACGAAAUGUCAUGCGCAAACUGCUGCAAAAGACCUGAGCGCAAUGGGCAAAUUCAUCCGUCUAGCGCAUGUUUACAAGGAAAAACAAUGUAAAAGCAGCACAGUGGGAUGCAAAAUAUCUGUGGCAUUUACAGAACUAGAGACGUGUUUUUUUAAAAGUUGAAAUUCUCGACUCGAGAACGCCGUGUCAUGCAUGAAAUGCUGCAAAAGACACCAGAUGCUAGCGCAACAGUCAAACGUGUCCGUCUAGUGCAUUUACAUAGAAAAACAAUAGAAAAGCAGUGCAGUGGAAUGCAAAAUGCAUUCUGUGUGAAUGGCCCCCAAGCCUGGUCUAAGCCUGGUUUAUGUUCAACACAAAUUCACUAAAAAUGGUGCUUUUUUACAGUUAAAAAAAUGGUGCUUUUUUCACAGUUCAAAUGGGUCAUUUGAAUAGAAUUUCAGCUCGACAAAAUGUUCCAGGAUCAGAUUAGAUUGUGAUAGAUUUUACAAACUAAUGUGCUGGAAACAAAUAUGGAAAAUAAAAACAUCUGUCAUCUUGAACAGAUCUUAAGCCAGCACCACUAUUGCUUUUGCUCAUACCAUAAGGUUAAAGAUUUAGAUAAAAAGAGAAAACAAAUAUUAAACUCUGGCAACAUUUCAGCUACUUACAUAAACAAUACAGCAAAAUGUGCAACUUGUCCUUGGUUUGCACAUGUUGGAUGACCAAAAAAACAUUUGUGACCUUGUGACCACCCAUAACAAUCUAGUGAGCCACACAGAAUUGCCCGAGCAACUGUAUAGCAGUGAUCUAGUAACCAUCCACAACACCUUUGUAACCACCUAGAAAUCCUAAGGGGCCAUUUACACAGAACGCAGUUUUGCGUUUAAAAACACGAGACGCGGAGUAGUGGAAUGGGGGAAAAUGCAAGGUCCAGAGAUCCAGCAAUCCAGCUGUUAACUUGAGCGCUGCGUUUUUAGAAUGCUGGGUCCACGUUUAACACUAGCUGUGUCCCAAUUCAGAGGCUGCAUCCUUCAAAGGCUGCAUUUGAAUGCUGUCCCAAUUCAAAGGCUGCUUCAAAUGCGGCCUCCAAACGCGGCCUUCGUUUCCUGUGAAAUGAAGGAUACAAUAGAUGGAUCUUUCGCUGCCUUGCCUACCACAGAAUUCAUUGUGCACCUUUGACGACAGGAUUUUUUUUAGAGAAAUUGCUGAAUUACACUUUCAAACGUAAAUAUUGGGUUUCAACUUACUCAAAUAUCUAAUGAUACAAAUGAAAAAAAAAAAAACUUUAAAGUGGUUCAAAUGUUGACAUAUCUUAGACACGAUCACAUAUAGUUUAUACUCUACUAUAUACAGAAAUGGUUCAUGGUGGACAUUUAGACAGUUUGUGAACCCUGUUUUGCUUUCAGACAGUUGAAUAUAAUUUUCAAAAAAGUCCAGUACAAACGUUACUGCCACUCAUCAACGGAAGCUAUUACAGUUGCUAGGUGACAAGAACAAUCCUCCAUAAGCUAGACCAUCCCAUUUAAUAACGCUCGGUCUGACCUUUGCGGCCUUCAAAGGAGUGGCCUUUAAAGUCCGAGUCCUUUGAAGGAUGCAGCCUCUGAAUUGGGAUGCAGCUAAUGACUGAAAAAUGUGUGAGAUGCAAGCGCAACAGUCAAAAAUGUCUGUCUAGCCGCGCAUGUGUACAUAGACAAACUGCUUUUUUUUGUGUGUGUUGUGGAAUAGAAAAACUCAAGGUCUAGAGAUGCGGGGCGUUUUUAAGUUGAACUUUUAACUUUAGCGCUGAUUCUUUAGAACACUGCAAAAGACUUGAGAUGCACAGUGGCAUGAAAAAAAAAUGCAAGGUCUAGAAAUGCUUUUUUUUUUUAAGUUUAGCUGCUUUUAAAUUUAAAGUAGUUUUAAAAAUGUUUUUUAGAACAUCUUGACACAUGCGAGACACUGCAAAAGGUGCAAAUGCAACAGUCAAACACGUCAGUCUAGCAUGUUUAUAUAGAUAAACAAUGGAAAGCAGUGCAGUGGGAUGCAAAUACGCGUUCUGUGCGAACAAUGCAUUGGCAGCUGCCACCAGUUUUGUCAGGUCUGUGCAACAAAAGUAUCCCAAUGGCCAGUCAAAAGUAGCCCAAAAAAUAGCCCAAUGUGAUUUUCUUCAUCGGGCGGCCAAAUUCUCCACUGAAUUUGUACAUCUGGGCCCCAAGUUUUGGGGGGUGUUGGAGUGCCGAAAUCAUACAUAGCCUACGGGGGUGGAAAUCAACCCACGGAAAAAUGUUUUACCAUGGCAACAACUUAAAAGUAGCCCAAUUCCACAGGAAAACCUUGGACUUGGCAACACUGACUGCCACAGACCCCACAUCAAUCACAACAAACUAGUGACCAUAUAGUAUUACAAUAUUAACUAGAUAGAACUCCCUAACAACCACCUAGAAACACCCUAGUUGCCUAGCGGUACCAUAGCAACUUUGGAAGCUUAUUUCAAAAAAUAAAAAGGUAAUCAAAUAAAAAAGGUAAUCGAGACUUUUCUCACAAUUGUGAAUUUAAAUCUCAUAAUUUUAGUUUUCUCAUAAUUGCGUGAUAUAAACUUACAAUUAUGAUAAAAGUCAGUCUUUUUUCCUAAGAAUUUGACAUUAUAACUUGCAAAUUACUGAGAAAAGAAGUCAGAAGUGGGAGAUAUAAACUCCCAAUUGUGAGAAAAAAGUCAGAAUUAGUGUUACGUGUCCUAACCAGACACGAUGCCAUAAGAUUCCAGCGACGAGAAAUUUGACUGUCCACUCUAGACGCGACGCGACAGUGAGAAGCGAUAAAAUCAAUCAAAAACCACAGCCAAGAAGAGAGUGUGGGCGGGCUCUCACGGCAAGAUCACAGCAGACACAAUGAAACGGGCAAGUACAUAGUAAAAUUCAUAAAUAUUACACAAUUUAAACAUUAUUUAAAGUACAUACGGAGUGACUUAACCAAUCUUUGUCAUAGAAUACACUUGUUUGUUUGCAUUGAGUUGACAGUUUGAACGUUCUUGUGCCUAUUUAUUAAUUUUCAAGAUCUGAGGUGAAUUAGCCAGUGUUGUUUUCAUUACAGCUAAAAAGCCGGGAACACAGAAUGACAUUCAAACUCACGUUAGACGCUUUUAACAUUAAAUAAAGCACAUACACAGAACCUGAUAUUAUCAUUGCCAUACUUUGUGUUGAUGUUUCAGCCGCGACGUCGCGGAGAAAUAGAAACCGUUUCUAAAAUAGAAUAUUCGCGUGUAGCGGCUGGUUAGGACAAAAACUCAGAUUAACAUGGAAAAGAUACCUUUUAUUGCAUGUCGCGGCGUUAGUCAAAAAUGUCUAUUUACAACAUGUUUUUGAGGCGUCGAUCAAUUGAGCCAAUCCCAGACAUAACGUUAUCUGUUGAGUGCGUGAACACAAUGGCCAAUCAGAUGUGUUUAUAUGGCGUUAUUUUACUGUCAAUUGUCGAGAGCACAUUAUUGUGAC